Molecule: messenger RNA, 4318 nt
Organism: Zea mays
Lineage: Eukaryota; Viridiplantae; Streptophyta; Magnoliopsida; Poales; Poaceae
Product: brassinosteroid LRR receptor kinase BRL3
Biological process (GO): protein phosphorylation
Molecular function (GO): protein kinase activity; ATP binding; protein binding
Source: RefSeq, a predicted model, not a curated record
CGCAAAACAAAAACAAAGAAUAUCACCAGAGUUCCAAAUCUGCCCCGACAUCUUCGUCGGAAUCUUGCCAAAUCAUCCCGACUACUCCUGCUCCAUUUCCGGGUCAUUUUUAUUUUUUGGUUUCGUCCGGCCGGCACAGCAGCCUGCUUUGCUCGCGAUCGACCAGUGUUUUCCUGGUUGCUCAUCCCCUCCACCCCACCUUGUGGCCCCGUGUCCGGCUCUCCAACCGCAACGGCGACGGCGAGGAGUUCCACCCCUUGGCCGCCUAUGAAAUGAUGUGCUCUUGAUGCGGUUUACGGCCACGAAGAAAUUACUGAACCGAACCAAGGCGCACUCGAAUUCCCUCAGGAUUAACCCCGCUUCGAUGUGAAGCGACGCAGAGCAGAGCAGAGCGCCAAUUUAUGGUCUUCUCCUUCUCCCCAUCAUCUGGACAGCAGGAAGAAGGCAUCCAUGGGCGCCGCUCGUACGGCGGCGCCGGUCUUUAUGCUGCUGCUGCUGCUCCACCUGUCGCCGCGCGCGGUUGCUGCCGGGACAGGCGACGAGGCAGCGGCGCUGCUCGCGUUCAAGCGCGCCUCCGUAGCCGCCGACCAGGCCGGCAGGCUCGCGAGCUGGGCGGAGCCCAACUCGACCUCCGGCUCCGCCUCGCCGUGCGAGUGGGCCGGCGUCUCGUGCGUGGGCGGCCACGUCCGUGCGCUCGACCUCAGCGGCAUGUCCCUCGUCGGCCGCCUCCACCUAGACGAGCUGCUCGCGCUCCCGGCGCUCCGGAGCGUCCUCCUCGGUGGCAACGCCUUCCACGGCGACCUCACCCACCGGGCCCCGCCGCGGUGCGCGCUCGUGGACGUGGACCUGUCGUCGAACGCUCUCAACGGGACGCUGCCCCGGGCGUUCCUGGCGUCCUGCAGCAGCCUGCGGCUGCUGAACCUGUCCGGCAACACCUUCACCGGCGGAGGCGGCUUCCCGUUCGCGUCGUCGCUGCGGACGCUCGACGUGUCCAGGAACGAGCUGUCAGACGCCGGCUUGCUGAACUACUCCCUGAGUGCCUGCCACGGCAUUCGGCACCUGAACCUCUCGGCCAACCAGCUCACCGGAGAGCUCCCACCACGGUUCGCGCAGUGCAGCCAGGUUUCUGUUCUUGAUCUCUCAGGGAACCUCAUGUCCGGCGCCCUCCCCGGCAGGCUCUUGGCCACGGCGCCGGCCAGUUUGACACGCCUGAGCAUCGCUGGGAACAACUUCUCCGGGGACAUCUCCAGGUAUCAGUUUGGUGGCUGUGCAAAUCUCUCCGUGCUUGAUCUUUCGUACAACAGACUGAGCGCCACCAUAGGGUUGCCACCGAGUCUUGCCAAUUGCCACCACCUCAGGGAACUAGACAUGUCUGGGAACAAGAUUCUGUCGGGCCGAGUACCGGAGUUCCUGGGGGGCUUCCGAGCAUUGCGGCGACUCGGACUUGCCGGGAACAACUUCACCGAGGAAAUCCCGGAUGAGCUGAGCCUCCUGUGCGGAACGCUGGUUCAGCUAGACUUGUCAAGCAACCAAUUGGUUGGCGGUUUGCCAGCGAGCUUCUCAGGAUGCAGAUCGCUUGAGGUGCUCGAUCUGGGUAGCAACCAGCUGUCAGGUGACUUUGUGAUCACUGUGAUCAGCAAGAUCUCUUCUCUGCGUGUGCUGAGGCUGCCGUUCAACAAUAUCACAGGCACAAAUCCUCUGCCCACGCUAGCAGCUGGCUGCCCUUUGCUUGAAGUCAUUGAUCUCGGGUCUAACAUGCUGGAAGGAGAGAUCAUGCCCGAGCUGUGUUCAUCUUUGCCAUCACUCAGAAAGCUGCUCCUACCCAACAACUACAUCAAUGGAACCGUGCCGCCCUCACUCGGCAACUGCAGUAAUCUGGAGUCACUGGACCUCAGCUUCAACCUCAUGGUUGGUCCGAUCACGCCUGAAGUACUGUUGCUUCCUAAGCUUGUUGAUUUGGUCAUGUGGGCAAACAGUCUCUCCGGUGAGAUACCAGACACGCUAUGCUCCAACAGCACAGCACUGAAGACACUGGUCAUAAGCUACAACAACAUAACCGGAGUGAUCCCUGUCUCCAUCACCAGGUGCGUGAAUCUCAUAUGGCUGUCACUUGCCGGCAACAGCAUGACCGGGAGUGUCCCCGCCGGCUUCGGGAACCUCCAGAAGCUCGCCAUUCUACAGCUGCACAGGAACUCACUCUCUGGUCCUGUGCCAGCAGAGCUUGGUCGCUGCAGCAACCUCAUCUGGCUUGAUCUCAACAGCAACAACUUCUCCGGUGCGAUACCGCCGCAGCUAGCAGCACAGGCAGGGCUCAUCACUGGAGGCAUGGUUUCUGGGAAGCAGUUCGCGUUCCUGAGGAAUGAGGCUGGCAACAUCUGCCCAGGUGCUGGAGUGCUGUUCGAGUUCUUUGACAUCCGUCCGGAGCGGCUGGCCCAGUUCCCUGCUGUGCACUCGUGUGCCUCCACGAGGAUAUACACUGGGAUGACAGUGUACACCUUCAACCAAAGUGGGAGCAUGAUAUUCCUUGAUCUCUCGUACAACAGCCUCACAGGCACAAUUCCGGCGAGCCUGGGGAACAUGACGUAUCUUGAUGUCCUUAACCUGGGGCAUAAUGACCUUACCGGUGCAAUUCCAGAUGCGUUCACAGGGUUGAAGGCGAUUGGUGUCCUUGACCUCUCGCACAAUCACCUCACCGGUGUCAUCCCUGCUGGACUGGGGUGUUUAAAUUUCCUAGCUGACUUCGACGUCUCCAACAACAACCUCACUGGUGAGAUACCCACGUCAGGGCAGCUCAGUACAUUUCCAGCAUCCCGUUUUGAGAACAACUCCGGCAUCUGUGGCAUCCCCUUGGAUCCUUGCACGCACAAUGCCAGCACUGGAGGUGUUCCUCAAAACCCCUCUAACGUGCGGAGGAAGUUUCUCGAAGAGUUCGUGCUCCUUGCAGUGUCGCUCACCGUGCUCAUGGUGGCCACCUUGGUUGUCACUGCAUACAAGCUCAGGAGGCCCCGUGGGAGCAAAACUGAAGAGAUUCAAACUGCUGGGUAUAGCGACAGCCCCGCAUCGUCCACCAGUACAAGCUGGAAGCUUUCUGGUUCCAAAGAGCCACUGAGCAUCAAUCUGGCGAUAUUUGAGAAUCCGUUGAGGAAACUAACAUAUGCCCACCUGCAUGAGGCUACCAAUGGCUUCAGCUCGGAAGCUCUUGUUGGCACAGGAGGAUUCGGUGAGGUUUACAAGGCUAGGCUCAUGGAUGGCAGCGUUGUGGCUGUCAAGAAGCUGAUGCAUUUCACAGGCCAGGGCGACCGGGAGUUCACUGCAGAGAUGGAGACCAUUGGCAAGAUCAAACAUCGCAAUCUUGUGCCGUUGCUAGGCUACUGCAAAGUUGGCGACGAACGUCUGCUUGUGUACGAGUACAUGAAUAAUGGAAGCCUGGAUGUCUUGCUCCAUGAAAGGGACAAGACUGAUGUGGGUCUUGAUUGGGCAACAAGGAAGAAGAUUGCAGUUGGCUCGGCAAGAGGACUGGCCUUCCUCCACCAUAGUUGCAUCCCACACAUCAUACACCGGGACAUGAAGUCAAGCAACGUGCUUCUUGACGAUAAUCUCGAUGCCUACGUAUCGGAUUUCGGAAUGGCGCGGCUCGUGAAUGCUGUUGACUCACAUCUAACCGUGAGCAAGCUCUUAGGAACACCUGGUUAUGUGGCUCCCGAGUACUUCCAGUCGGUUAUUUGCACAACUAAGGGCGACGUCUACAGCUAUGGCGUUGUUCUUCUGGAGCUUCUCUCAGGGAAAAAACCAAUCAAUCCGACUGAAUUCGGCGACAAUAAUCUCAUCGACUGGGCAAAGCAGAUGGUUAAGGAGGACCGGUGCAGCGAGAUAUUUGAUCCUAUAUUGACCGACACAAAAUCCUGCGAGUCGGAGCUGUACCAGUAUCUGGCGAUUGCUUGCCAGUGCUUGGACGAUCAACCUAGUCGCAGACCUACGAUGAUCCAGGUCAUGGCAAUGUUCAGUGAGUUUCAGAUUGACUCUGGCAGCUUCUUCUUGGACGGCUUCUCGCUCGAUUCGAUAGAGGAAUCAUCUGAAAAAAAAUGUGUAAAUGUUAUUGAUCCCUGCAGAUUAUAUGAUUCACUGGAUUUAGGUAUUAGCUUAGCCAUGUUUAACUCAUGUUAACAGGAUACAAACAGAUGUAAAUUUGUUUCGGUUGCCGUACAUAGUACACAACAGCUUCAACACAGAUACCAUAUAGAGUUGUUUCACAAGAUGGCACCGGUUUAGUUGAACUGAUUGAUGGCAUAUAAGCUUGGAACUUGUACAUUUAUCUUCA